ACUUUUGUGGCUCUUUUCUUUUCCAUCAGGGCGCGAUUAAAACACCCCAAAGGAGGCUGAGAGCGACGGGGGUCGAGCCCGGGGUUUAUACAGGGGCUUGUUCUUGGGCGCGCGCUAAAGAGAAACAGAUUUGUUUUUCUGCGCUUUAAAUUGAAGAAGCGGUUUGCAGAUGUUGAGCUUCUAGUGGAGGAAUGCAUCUCUCUCUCUCUCUCUCUUUGGCUGAUGGGGUUUUGUAAUUUAAUGCAGAAAGAGAGACCACACAGCUCGCCGGCUUCAUGAAAUUCAUAAACAUUUUAUUUAUCCUGUACAGGAGGUGAGCUUUGCCAAAAAUGGCGUUACUAUGCAAUCCCCCGUUCGCGUCCAAUAGAACAACAGAUCGCCUAAUGAAGAGGGGAUCGGAGGGAGUUUUGGAGGAGGAGGGGUCUCGAGCGUGAAAGAGCCGGAGGGACAAAGACAUGCAGCAUGCAACAGGACUCCGAGAGAAGAAAACACUCUCCAGACAACACGCAAAACCAGGAGGAUUCUUACGCAUAAAGAGGAUUGACAUUUGAAAUGCACUCAGGAUGCAACCAGAUAGCAGCAAACUGAACUGAUUGCACGGAUAACAGCUGAACUUUAGAUCUGAAAAGCUUCAUUGUGGAGUAAAUAAAGUCUGUGACGCACCAUGUUGUGCUUUCACGGAUUGAUGCAAGCAUGCACCUAAUCUGAGUUUGUGGGCAAAAUGGAGAGGAGCAUCGUUCCCGUCGCGUUCCUCUCGUUUGUGAUGAUGCUGGAGGCGCAGAUGGUUUGCUGGCACGCGCUGAUGCGAUGUCAUGAAGAGCGUGAUUGUGAGCUCGCAUAUAACCAGUAUCUGACGGCGUGCGAUGGGAUCAUCCGAGGAAGCAGACGCCAGUGUCCAAGCCACUGCAUCAGCGCGCUCAUCCGCCUCAACCAGACCACACACGGCCCGUUACUAGAGACCUGUGACUGCGGGACCGACCCCGAGUGUGUGCGGGCCAAGCGCGCCGUGGAGCCGUGUCUGCCGCGCACACAUCCGGGUGACGCCGAGGGGAUGGGAUGCACCGAAGCGCGCCAGCGGUGUGAAGACGAGCCCAGCUGUCAAUCAUCGCUCACCGCGUAUCUGUCCCACUGCGGACAGCUGUUUAACGGGAGGAAGUGUUCGUCUCGGUGCAGAUCCACCAUCGAGGAGCUGCUGUUGAAGCCCAGUGGUGUGCUGCUCAAUCAGUGCGUGUGUGACGGGCUCGAGAGGCCGUUCUGUGAGGUGGUCAAACAGAAUAUGGUCAAACUGUGUUCGAUUGGAGUCGACAGCGUCUCCGUGGACCACGAUGGCACGGACGAUGCAUACGAGGACGAGGAUGACGAGGCGAGACCGACCGAUGCUGACGCGGUGAUGUCUCUAACACGCGCUUUGACUCGUUCUCAACACGUGGUUUUGCUGUGCAUCGCAUUCGCUCUGGCGUUCACACUCUAAAGCGUGACGGAUUGAACAUCUGUGACCCUGGAGCACAAAACCGGUCUGUUACAUCAAUGCGAGACAACUAUUUGAAAAUCUGGAAUCUGAGGGAGCAAAAACAUCUAAAUAUUAAGAAAAACAUGUUUAAAGUUGUUCAAAUUAAGUUCUUUGCAAUGCAUAUUACUAAUCAAAAAUGGAGUUUUGAUAUAUUUAAUGGUAAGAAAUUUGCCAAAUAUCUUCACGGAACAUGAUCUUUACUUAAUAUCCUAAUGAUUUUUGUCAUAAAAGAGAAAUGUAUAAUUGUGACUCAUACAGUGUAUUGUCUAUUUCUACAAAUACACACCUGUGACACUGAUGACUGCUUCUGUGCUGCAGGGACACAUUAAGUUCUUCUUGAAGCACCUGCACAGCAGUGUGUCCUCAUCAUCAGCUUUCAUUAGUUAAUGAACCCGGACUGUGUCUUUCUUCCGUCUUGUUUCAUCUCAGUGCCACUUGAAGUGUCUCAAGGCAAACAGUGGACGCGCGUCGAGGGUUUGCACAGCAGACUUGCAUUGUACUCGCAUCUUACUUCAAAUAUUUGCAGUGCUCGUGCACAUAAAGGAGCCGGUUUGUGGAUCAAGUGCUUCAUUUAGGUGGAGAGGCCCUUCAGAAGCUGUUAAACGCUCUCCUUCUCUCUCUCACCCCAGAUUUAUUGGUUUGACCUGGUCCUCUGAACUAUCAGGUCUAGGAUUUGAGCGUUUGACAGCAUGCACAUCAUCACAUGUGACUCAAGCAUCUCUAGUGUUCGUGUAUGCUGGAAAUCAACACCAAGUGCCUGACGACUGUCUGUGUUUUAGUGGAACUGUUUUCCAUACAUUUUCAAUGGUUUUAGAUCUAACUAAAAGCAUUUAUAUAUAAUGCAUUAUAAAUGUAGUAGCAUUAAGCCUUGUAAUGCACACAGUGCAUGCAUUGUAUGAUCUCUUGAAUAAUUGCAGCCACAAUUAUAAUGCAUUAAAAUGCAUUGUUAGAAAGUACAAUGCAUUAAAACAAACCUUUAAAGAUUAUAAUGCAUUUUAACUUUGGUUACAGUUAUUUAUGAAAAUAUAUAAUGCAGUGCAAUGUACAUUAUGAAUACCUUUAUAAUGCAUUAUAAUAUAAAGCUUUAAGAAAAAAGUUCCAGAUUUUUAGUUUUGCAUAUAAUUAAAUAUUAGUAAUGUUACAACUAGCAGAAGCACACGCUACGCAAGUACGUGAAUGCAAACACUGACUGAAACAUAAACUAGUCUGCUUCUAUAGUCAGUCUUCUCUUUUAGCUCAAUCACUCUCAAUGCAUUAGAAGAGAUUCUUGUAGAGUUAAAGAGAAUUAAGAUCUUGAUGUUUAUAGCAGCUAUAUCUGAAUCGUGAUGCAUCUGACCGGACGGAAGCUCGUAGUUAUCUUUGUGUACUUGCAUAGAGUGUGUUUCUGGUUUAAUAUUUCUUGAAUUCCUAAAGGGUCACGGAGUUUGUACAGAAAAAUAAUUUAUUUAUACAUUUUGGAAUAAUUAAGAGAAUAAAAGUUAUGCUGAAAUGUA
Messenger RNA from Carassius gibelio (silver crucian carp), 3003 nucleotides. RefSeq names its product growth arrest-specific protein 1-like. The record is from RefSeq and is a predicted model, not a curated record. Gene Ontology annotation, biological process: regulation of cell cycle. NCBI's taxonomy places the organism in Eukaryota, Metazoa, Chordata, Actinopteri, Cypriniformes, Cyprinidae. The transcript has a single exon. Bases 722 to 1471 code for a protein of 249 amino acids.